CAACCUGCCAACACUUACUGACACUCACUCAUCUCAGAGAGAGAGAGAGAGACAAAAUACCUACCAGGAAAAAAGAGAGGGGAGGGGGGAAGUCCAGGUUUUGCAAACUAUUCAAUUUUUCUUCGCAUCUUUCCCCACCCCCCUUCCUAGUACUUAAAAAAAAAAUCCCAAUAGCGAUCCUAAAAGGCAAAACCCAAACGCGGAGUUACUGGAAGAAGAAACCGGGGUUAAAAAGAUUCCUCCUCUCUUCUUCAUCAUCAUCAACCAUCGUUCAUUCACUACCUUGACAUUCCCUGGCUUUGAUUGACAGCUGGAGUGGCAAAAAGCCAUGAGACACGACAGUUUGGUUACAUGUGGGUUGCUGACGGGCCGAUCGUAACCUUCAGUUUGGGGGCUUGACAAUUUUUUUUUUUUUUUGCUUAGAGAAAGAAAAAAGGAAAAAGAGAGAGAAAGAGAAAAAGGAAAGAGUGAGAGAGAAAAAAGAAGAAAUACACGAACAUCGUGGUUCUUGGCUGAUUAUUUUUAUUAUUAUUGUUAUUGUUAUUAUUAUUAUUUACCCAGACUGGAGAAUAGGCGAAGUCUUAAGUGGGUUGCCAAAAAAAGGAAUCUUCUUCACUGUAAAUCACUUUCUUUUCUGGACUGGGAUAUUAAAUAUACGACACAUCCAGGAGUUUAUUGGAGCGCAGACUGAUGGCGCAAAGGUACGAUGAGCUGCCCCAUUACGGCGGGAUGGACGGAGUAGGGGUGCCGGCUUCCAUGUACGGAGACCCUCACGCUCCCCGGCCGAUCCCCCCGGUUCACCACCUGAACCAUGGGCCGCCGCUACACGCCAGCCAGCACUAUGGAGCGCACGCCCCGCACCCCAAUGUCAUGCCAGCCGGCAUGGGAUCGGCUGUCAACGACGCCUUGAAGCGGGACAAGGAUGCGAUCUACGGGCACCCGUUGUUCCCCCUGUUAGCGCUGGUCUUUGAGAAGUGCGAGCUGGCGACCUGCACUCCCCGGGAGCCUGGUGUGGCCGGCGGGGAUGUCUGCUCCUCGGACUCUUUCAACGAGGACAUCGCGGUCUUCGCUAAACAGGUCCGCGCUGAAAAACCACUUUUUUCUUCAAACCCAGAGUUGGACAAUUUGAUGAUCCAAGCAAUACAAGUACUAAGGUUUCAUCUUUUGGAAUUAGAAAAGGUCCACGAGUUGUGCGAUAACUUUUGCCAUAGGUACAUUAGUUGUUUGAAAGGAAAAAUGCCAAUCGAUCUAGUUAUUGACGAAAGGGAUGGCAGCUCCAAAUCUGACCAUGAAGAACUCUCAGGAUCUUCCACAAAUUUAGCCGACCAUAACCCUUCAUCUUGGAGAGACCACGAUGAUGCAACCUCAACGCAUUCAGCAGGCACACCGGGGCCCUCCAGUGGGGGCCAUGCUUCCCAGAGUGGAGACAACAGCAGUGAGCAAGGGGAUGGUUUAGACAACAGCGUAGCCUCACCUGGUACAGGGGACGAUGAUGAUCCAGACAAGGACAAAAAACGUCAGAAGAAAAGAGGCAUUUUUCCCAAAGUAGCAACAAAUAUCAUGAGAGCGUGGCUUUUCCAGCAUCUCACACAUCCAUAUCCUUCAGAGGAGCAGAAGAAACAGUUAGCCCAAGACACAGGACUUACAAUUCUACAAGUAAACAACUGGUUUAUUAAUGCCAGAAGAAGAAUAGUACAGCCUAUGAUUGACCAGUCAAAUCGAGCAGGUUUUCUUCUUGAUCCUUCAGUGAGCCAAGGAGCAGCAUAUAGUCCAGAGGGUCAGCCAAUGGGAAGCUUUGUAUUGGAUGGUCAGCAACACAUGGGAAUCCGGCCCGCAGGUUUGCAAGGCAUGCCAGGGGACUGCGUCUCUCAGGGUGGUCCUAUGGGUAUGAGUAUGGCACAGCCAAGUUACACUCCUCCCCAGAUGACCCCACACCCUACUCAGUUAAGACAUGGACCCCAAAUCCAUUCAUAUUUGUCAAGUCACCCCCAUCACCCAGCCAUGAUGAUGCACGGCGGACCCCCUACCCACCCUGGAAUGACCAUGUCAGCACAGAGCCCCACAAUGUUAAAUUCUGUAGACCCCAGUGUUGGUGGACAGGUUAUGGACAUUCAUGCCCAAUAGUAUAAGGGAACUCAAGGGAAAAAAACAAAAACAAACAAAAAAUCAAACCUAUUUUAAGACUUUUGAACUUUGACCAGAUAUUGACACUUAAAACGAAAUUCCAGACAGCUGUGAUUAUUUUUUACUUUUGUCAUUUUUCAUCAACAACAGAGGACCAAUGAGAAAAGAACAGAAAUGUGAAAUCAUGGGCUCACUGAAACAAUUAUGUCCAUGUAAAGAUCCUCUGAGGGGAAAAAACAAAAAACAAACAAAAAAGACUCCAAGAGUUAUAACUACUGUAGUAUAAACAUAGGAACUAAGUUAACUUGUACAUUUCUGUUGAUCACUCCGUUAUGUUGCCUCAAAUAGUUUUAGAAGAAAAAAAAUUCCUUGUUUUCCACACUAUGUGUGUUGUUCCCAAAAGAAUGACUGUUUUGGUUCACCAGUGAAGUCACUAUCCAUGAAAGACUACAGUAUAUUUCAGACCAGUUUUGGCCAGUGAAAAAAGAAUUACCCUGGAGAUGAAGAUGAAAAGUCUUGCUGGGUCUCUCAUCACUCAGAAGACAGUUCCAAGAAGGCCUUGCCAUCCCCUGGUUUUGUUCCUUCAUAAAUGUGUCCUUUAGUUUCAAACAGAUCUUUAUAGUUUGUGCUUCAAAAAACCAUUUUUUGGACUCUUCUUCAAAGAGCUUGCAGGUGAAAAUUUAAAAGACAGAGCAGGAGCUUCUUCCAGGGUUCUGAGCCUUGGCUUUGGACAAAACAAAACUAAAAGUUGGGCAGCUUUCCUCAAUGAAAGAAGUUACUAAUGGUCUUUGCACCAAACCUAGAACUUUAUCAUGAACUCAAAGCUUGGGAAAAAAGCAAGAGAAUACUGUAACAAACUUCGUACAGAGUUCGGUCUAUUAAUUGUUUCAUGUUAGAUAUUCUAUGUGUUUACCUCAAUUGAAAAAGAAAAAAAAAAGAAUGUUUUGCUAGUAUCAGAUCUGCUGUGGAAUUGGUAUUGUAUGUCCAUGAAUUCUUCCUUUCUCAGCACGUGUUCCUCACUAGAAGAAAAUGCUGUUACCUUUAAGCUUUGUCAAAAUUUACAUUAAAAUACUUGUAUGAGGACUGUGACGUUAUGUUUAAAAAAAAAGGUGUUAAGUCACAAAAUGCGGUAAUAAAUAUUUCAUUUUUGAUUUUU
Molecule: messenger RNA, 3280 nt
Organism: Mauremys reevesii (Reeves's turtle)
Lineage: Eukaryota; Metazoa; Chordata; Testudines; Geoemydidae
Gene: MEIS2
Product: Meis homeobox 2
Exons: 12
Coding region: 691-2124 (477 amino acids)
Biological process (GO): positive regulation of cell population proliferation; brain development; embryonic pattern specification
Molecular function (GO): RNA polymerase II cis-regulatory region sequence-specific DNA binding; DNA-binding transcription activator activity, RNA polymerase II-specific
Source: RefSeq, a predicted model, not a curated record